Molecule: messenger RNA, 1335 nt
Organism: Vanessa tameamea
Lineage: Eukaryota; Metazoa; Arthropoda; Insecta; Lepidoptera; Nymphalidae
Exons: 4
Coding region: 1-1335 (444 amino acids)
Source: RefSeq, a predicted model, not a curated record
AUGAAACUAGAGGUUACGAACGACGACUGUGAACCGGGAUCCAUCAACACGCGAGCUAUCUCGCAGGAGCCGUCACGUCGCCUCAUUCGAACCACGGCAGUGGACAACAAAAGUGUUCCCGAGCUCGCACACACAGAGCCUUUAAGGGACACCACAGCCUGUUCUCCGCUGGCAUUCACACACUCGUCAGACACUCGCCGACCACCACGACAAAGACCUUCUAUAGCGUCUGACGCUUUAUCAGCAGUAACAGGUGCAUUAACAUCCAUAGCGUUGUAUGACGAUCAACAGUGUGUACCGCGACUUUUAUGUGAAGCAGCAGGUGGAGGAGCUUUGGGCAGCUCGGGAAUCUUACAGACGCUGUCGGGAAUACAGCCAUUGUUAACACUUUUGUCGGCUUAUAAUGGUAUAAGUUCGAAUCCACUUUUUGUAUUUGGACGGGCCGUUUUUCUGGGGAUGUCAUCGAACGGUAACACGGCCUCCUGUCGUUACGCGUACCCCUUAUGCCCUACUGAUCCGGAACAACUCGUCUAUUAUCUAAAUAACCAUAAUGGAGGUUUCUUCAGGUUCUUUAACUCACCUCAGCAAGGACAGCAGAAUGUUGAACAGUUUUAUAACCAACUUACGCAGAACUAUGGUCUCUAUCAACAAGGUCAACCGCAAAAUUAUGGAUUUUAUAAUCCUAACCCUGCUCAAAAUUAUGGUUUCCAUAAACCUAAUCCUUAUCAAGGUGAUAAACAAGGUCUUCAACAGAAUUACGGUUUGGCUUUUCCUUAUGGAGAUAAUAAUAUUCGAUUUAAAAACUCUUAUAAUCUUGAAAUCUCAAAAGGCACAGAUAAAGUCCAACGACGUAUACAAAAUAACCCAAUAUCACAAGACUUUGUUUAUUCUGGAGAUUUUAAUACGAAAUGGAUGUUUCCGGAAACUGUUGAAAAUAGUAACACGUACUAUGUUAAUAAUGAUCUAUAUAAAUAUAAAGAUUUUUAUGAAAACAAUGUUAAUUCCGGUAGAGAUGUUAAUGUGUUAAAAUUUCCUGAUAGUAAUCAAGACAGUGUAACGGAAAUACAAGGUUAUGAUAGAAAAAUAAGAGGCUUUAAAUUUCCUGAAAGCAACAGUAACACUCAUUAUAAUGAUUAUAAUUAUGUAAAAUCAAAUGAAGCUUACAAUGAUAAAUUUACAUAUAAUAAUAAAUAUUAUGGAAAUAAGUAUGUCUAUAAAGGAAAUAAUAAUGCUGAUGAUUUAAGAGGAGUUAGGACAGUUUAUAUAGUUAGAGGUAACGGUGAUCCGAGUAAUCCCGAAAUAAUUAAACUAAGGCCAGGUGAAACAAUACAAUAA